Cylicostephanus goldi is the source of this 540-nucleotide messenger RNA. NCBI's taxonomy places the organism in Eukaryota, Metazoa, Nematoda, Chromadorea, Rhabditida, Strongylidae. The record is from the annotation of a GenBank genome assembly.
AUGGGAGUAAACCAAUCCACAAAUCGAGCUGCAAAGUUUAGCGGUAGUACGCGAAAGAGCAUACGCUUAACUCAGGGAGCCCCAGCGAGUGCUCCAACAGUACGUCGUCAAUUAUCACAACGAAACAUAAAUAGGAAUGUUAAAGAAUUUUCAAGGUUUUGGUCCGGAGGUGGCUCAUUUCGUCCAAAAGGUACCAGUGGAAACCGACGAAGCGAAUCAGUUAGGAGGAGUAAUAGCGUGCGCAGAAAUCGGCCCCAAUCUGCCGAACCAUCUCGAAAAUCGUCAAGAGGAUUACUCACGCCAGUGUCCACGCCACAAUCAACACCUCGACCCAUGCACAACUCGUACGCAGCAAAUGGCCCAUCUUUGCCCCGUCCUGCGCCGGGACCAAGAAAUUUUGAACCUUCGCUGCCGCCCCCUCCACCUCGUUAUGAGUACCACGACGAUGUUAUAAUUGACAAUGUUCGAGCUCGUAUAUUCGAUAGUAAUCCGGAACGAUUGCAUGCUUUACAAUUUCCGCACGAGACCGCCAUCUAUUGA